UGUUGCUGUUGUUUUUCCUUCUUUUUGGCGUCUCCAAAACGAGGACAAUGUCUUUCCGGGCGGCAGAGGAGAUCAUGAGACGGGGCAUGCGCUUCUGCUGCCGCAGGUCUCUAUGGCAACAGCGCAGCUUCCUGACGACAACGUCAAGCAGAGACACAUCUUUCCAUAGUCAGCAUCUGGCACACUUUGUGGUCACAAGGCAAAGCCUGGCCGGGAGUCAGGUCAGCUCAGUGAAGUUUUACUCACAGGAAAGGAUUCACAGUGAGGACCUGGAUGUGAAGGAGCAGCUCUUGGAGUCUUUGCUGCCUGCUGAGAUCCGUUCUGAUGAGACCGCUUCACGUCAGACACAGGAGCGCUCCCCUUUGCAUGACCAGCUGCUGCAAUUUGGCUCCCCGUCGGAAGUGUUGGACUUCACCAUCCAGAACGUGCCCACGGCUGAACAGAUCAGCAAAACCCUGACCUACAUGUGGUCCACGAUUAAGAAGAUGUCGACUGAUCAGCAGCGCUACGAGCUGCAGCUGAUGUUUGAGCAUCCUGCAUUCGAAAGCCUGCUGCAAUUAGUCAGGAAGAAUGUGGGGGAAAUGAGCAGUGACAAUAAGCCUUAUUCUCUCUUGGCUAUGGUCAAGCUGGGUGUCCCCCAAAAUAGCCUUGUCGUCCAGACUUUCCUCCAAGCCUGUCAGGCAGAAUUGAAUUACUUUUCUGAGAAGAGCCUAGCCAUCUUGGCCUGCUGUCUGAGAGAUAUGGAGGAAACCCCUAACGUUGCUGCACUUAAGAAGGGCGUGGCGCUGGUAGUCGAAAUACGUCUUCCCGGGAUCAAGAGUGUCGUGGCUCUCCAGACCAUAAUGCAAAUGUUGGGGAAAGAUGCCCCACACAACCUAAAAAAAAAACUAGGGAAAAAGGCUUUAUCAAUGUCAAACCAGUUCAACCUUCCCAACGUCCAGUACAUGAUCUGUAUUAUGGCCACAAUGGAGUACUGCUCCAAACCACUGAUGGCCAUCUGCUGUACGAAGAUCAGAGAAAACAUCCCCGUAAUUCCCUUCUGGAGGUUGUUGGCAGUUCUGCAGUCGUGCACGAAGCUGCACUACAGAGACAUGAAUCUGUUCACCGACGUUUCGGAACAUGUCGCCUUCACGAUAGACAUGUGGACCAACAAGCAGUUGGUCCUCUUCCUGACAGAGUUCGAUAGGAACUUCUUCUGUCCCGCUGCCCUAAUGGAGGCGUUUGCUAAGAAGGUGAUCGCCAGUCCAGAGAGUCUGACACGUUAUGUUCUCCUCGUUGUCGUCCGGGUGUACUCUUCACUUAACUAUGACCUGCAGCACCAAAGGCAACAGUUCCUGGAUAGUCUCACCCAGGCUCUGGAAUCCUAUCUUACCAAGAUGUCUGGGUUUGAGUUGUUAAAGGCUGUGUACGGUCUGUGUGUAAUGGGCCACUACCCCUCCACGCUGCUGGAGCAACUCCUGCAGAGCAGCACGCUGGAGCAGUUUGAGACUACGGCGCCUAAGUUCCGCCACUACCAGGAGUUUAUGUUUCAGGUAGUGAACUUGUGCCUCCGUCUUGAGCGCCCUCCGCUCCCUCAGCCCCUGACUGUUCCACCGUCUGCCCUGGGAGCCGCCCCCAACAAUUCGCCAGUCAACCUGAAUCUCUUGCAGGGUCUGCAGAGUUUGUUGUUGGAGCAUGCAGACAUGACGCUGCAGGAAAUGGUGCUCGUGGAGAACUUUUACUUAAUAGAUGGUUUGAUAACCAGACCUCUGCCACACCAAACCUCUGCGACUGAAGCAGGUAGUCAUGCAGGAGACGAGCGCUCUCCAGCAGAGAGCAGUCAAAGAAUUGCAGUAAUUUGCACGAGGUACACUGGUUUUUGCCAUGGUACGUCCAAUCCCCGUGGCCAUCUGGCUGUCAAGAUUCGCCAUCUGAAGAUCCUGGGAUAUGACCCUGUCUUGGUGUCGGAGCAGAAGCUACAGUCCGUGUCAGAGGAAGAGAUGACAGAGUUCCUCAGGGGACUGAUUUUUCCAGAACACGAAAGCCCGGACACACAACCCAAAAUGGAGCAACUGGAAUCUUAAGGACAGUUGUUAAACGGAUGCCAAGUUCCAUGCCCGGUUCACAACCUGUUCAAUCGUCAUGAACACACAGAUUUUUUUUUUUUGUGCUUUUUGUAAACAAUUAAGAAGAAAUAAAUAUGUGAAAAUAUUUAAAUAAAUGACGUCCCUGGAUAAACUGAGCUCAAAACCA
Dicentrarchus labrax (European seabass) is the source of this 2232-nucleotide messenger RNA. It is a transcript of the gene fastkd2, whose product is annotated as FAST kinase domains 2. NCBI's taxonomy places the organism in Eukaryota, Metazoa, Chordata, Actinopteri, Moronidae. The transcript is spliced from 11 exons. Bases 48 to 2063 code for a protein of 671 amino acids. Gene Ontology annotation, cellular component: mitochondrial matrix; ribonucleoprotein granule. Gene Ontology annotation, molecular function: RNA binding. The record is from RefSeq and is a predicted model, not a curated record. Gene Ontology annotation, biological process: regulation of mitochondrial mRNA stability; mitochondrial RNA processing.